AUGGUAAAAGAAGAAACGACACCUCUUCUAGUACACUUAGAUGGCAGAUUGUAUGAUGUCGCGAAUUUCGCCAAAAAGCACCCCGGAGGAGAAAAGGUUAUUUUAUGCAAAAAAUUCAUGAAUUUGAAUAUUUAGGUUCUUCGAAAAGUAGCAGGAGAAGAUAUAAGCGUUUACAUGCGAGGACAGAAACGAACAUUAGGAGUUUUGCAUGAACAUUCUGAAGCAGCUUUUAAUAUGCUGAAGAAGUAUGAUGUCGAACAAUUACAAAAGGUUUUGCUUAUUCUCCAAGUGGCUUGUGAUCUUUUUUCAUUAAGUUUGAACUUUAGGGUGAUCCUGUAUUAGAUUCGAAGCGGGGUGUAUUGAGAAGGGUUGGUCUUCUCGGCCAUGACUAUUGGAAUUGGAUACAUCAGCCAUAUGACGGUACUAUCAGGUUAUUUUAGCUUUUUUAUUCGGGAAUAUAUUUUGAAUUUUAGACUUUUUGAUUCGAAUUUGCUUGAAAGCAUGACGAGAACGUAUUGGUGGACCGUCCCGCUCGUUUGGGUCCCAUUAGUGAUUCUUUUUUCCAUUUUGUCAAUAUUAUCCUUCACCGAUUCUCUUAGUAUGUUUUCAUCCUUUUCGUAAUCCGCUAACCCACAAUUUUUCAGCUCUCAAAGCCUCUUUAGGCGCUUGGGCAAUUUUAUUCGUCGUUGGUGUUUUAACCUGGACGUUAUGUGAAUAUUCUUUGCAUCGAUGGGUCUUUCAUUGGAAACCGGAUCCAAACUCAUCGCAACAAAUUUUACUGCACUUUUUAUUACAUGGUGAGAACUUUCAAAGCAACUUUCAAAUAUUCAAUUUUCUUGAGGACUUCAUCAUAAAACGCCAAUGGACGGCGAUCGACUGGUAUUUCCUCCAGUUCCAGCGGCUUUAAUAGUUUCGGUUUUCUACAUUGUAUACUCUAAUUUAUUUCCCUGGUAACUAUUUGUAAUAGAAUGAAGCAGAAUAAAAUAUUUUAGGCCAGUUUUCUGCGCAUUUGGCGCCGGGAAGCUUUUUGGAUACGUACUGUACGACAUGGUUCACUAUUAUCUUCACCAUGGAGCGCCAAAGCCUCUCACUAACAUGCAUUUCAGAAAAGUUUAUCAUCACAACCAUCAUUUCAAAAACUUUGAUGUUGGUGAGUAUUUACCGAUUGAGAACAGUUUUGAUAUAUAUUUUUUAGGUUUUGGAAUCUCGACAUCCUUGUGGGACUAUGUAUUUCAAACUGUAGGGCUGGGCCCAAUAUGA
Molecule: messenger RNA, 1260 nt
Organism: Caenorhabditis auriculariae
Lineage: Eukaryota; Metazoa; Nematoda; Chromadorea; Rhabditida; Rhabditidae
Source: the annotation of a GenBank genome assembly